AUGGCCCUCAAAGUUCUCCAGGCGAAUAUCAACCACUGCACUAGUGCACAGGACCUGUUGUGUCAGAGCAUGGCGCAGUGGUGGAUAGACGUGGCGGUGGUCUCUGAGCCGUACUUCGUCCCGCCCCGGGAUAACUGGGUGCGGGACGAAGACAGCGCGGUGGCGAUCGUGUCUUCGGCGAGCUCUUCGCCUCUUACAUGUGUCGUGCGAGGUCAUGAAGCGGUCUCGGCUCGUCUGGGUGACUUGGUUGUAGUUGGAGUUUAUUUCUCGCCCAACCGUCCGCUCAACGAGUUCGAGUCAUUCCUGACCCAGGUUGAGGCGCUGGUCCUGAGGUGUCACCCUCUCCCCGUACUGGCUGCUGGAGAUCUCAAUGCCAAAUCAACGGCAUGGGGAUCCCCAGCAACAGAUGCGCGGGGUGCACUUAUCGAGAAGUGGCUCAUCACUAACGGGCUAGCGGUAGUAAAUCGGGGGACGGUACCCACGUGCAUGCGAUGGAACGGUAGCUCGCGACCGGACGUAACGUUUGCGAGCCCAGUCCUAGCGCGCCGUGUCGAGGGCUGGAGCGUGUUGGAGGACGUGGAGACGCUCUCUGAUCACCGUUACAUACGGUUUGAUCUCUCCACGUCCUCGGUUGCUCCGAGCGGCCCAAGCCGAACUCCGAACGAGGCUAGCCCGAGGUGGCAGCUGAAGCGCCUAGACAAGGAGUUUCUCCGCGAGGCGGCCAUUGUUAAAGGUUGGUCCCGUGCGCCGGUGAAUGUGGUGGUAGAGGACGAGACCGAGUGGUUCCGGGGCGCGUUGGCAGAAAUCUGCGAAGCCUCGAUGCCCCGGGCCAGUACUCGUCCUCCCAGAAGGUGGGUGUACUGGUGGUCGCCCGAGCUCUCGCGCCUGCGAGAAGCUUGUUUCAGGGCUAGAAGCCAGUACGCCCGAUACCGGAGGAGAAGGCGCAGGGACGAGUCCGAAGAGGCCGCCUUGUACGCCAAGCUAGUGGAGGCAAAGAGAUCGCUGAGGACAGCGAUAGCGUCAGCCAAGGAGACAGCACGCGAGGAGCAGCUGGGUACCUUGGACCACGAUCCUUGGGGGCAUCCAUAUCGGCUGGUCCGGAAUAAGCUCCGGCCGUAUGCGGCCCCCCUGACGCGGACCUUGGAUCCGCAGUUCCUCGGUGAGGUGGUAGCCGCUCUGUUUCCGCAGGGAGCGGCCUUUCAGCCCCCCAGUAUGGCACCGCCACUGGCGGAAAGAAGCGAGGGCGUGGAGGCGAUCCCUGAGGUGACCCGGGAUGAGUUUGCUGCGGCCGUUACACGGCUGCGUGCGAAGUCGUCGCCCCGGGUCCUGAUGAAGUUCCGGGUCGUGUCCUCGUUCUCGCUCUGGACGUUCUGGGAGAACGGCUGA
Amyelois transitella is the source of this 1386-nucleotide messenger RNA. RefSeq lists its product as uncharacterized. NCBI's taxonomy places the organism in Eukaryota, Metazoa, Arthropoda, Insecta, Lepidoptera, Pyralidae. The record is from RefSeq and is a predicted model, not a curated record. The transcript has a single exon. Bases 1 to 1386 code for a protein of 461 amino acids. Gene Ontology annotation, molecular function: catalytic activity.